Molecule: messenger RNA, 1323 nt
Organism: Parascedosporium putredinis
Lineage: Eukaryota; Fungi; Ascomycota; Sordariomycetes; Microascales; Microascaceae
Source: the annotation of a GenBank genome assembly
AUGGCUCGCAUUCAGAUUCCCGUUGACGUUCUCACGUCGCGGCUCAACAUUGGAGACCGUAUCUCCAGCAUGCGCUCCGGUGGCCUGGCUGGUCGCUUCUCGAACCUCCGCCCCGUCGGAGAGUUCUUCGACUUCAAGCGUCUCUCGAAACCCCAAAACUUCUCCGAGGUCCAGUCCCGUGUCAACUAUAACCUCGGCUACUUCUCUAGCAACUAUGCUGUCCUAUUUGUCAUGCUUAGCUUGUACGCUCUUUUGACAAACUGGCUCCUCCUCUUCGACAUCAUCCUCGUCGUCUUCGGCAUGUACGGUAUCGGUCGCCUCGAGGGACGUGAUCUCGAGGUUGGCAGUUUCAAGGCCACCACAUCUCAGCUGUACACAACCCUCCUCGUCGUUUCCAUCCCUCUUGGUCUUAUUGCCUCGCCCUUCAGCACCCUGAUGUGGCUAAUUGGCGCUUCUGGAGUGGUCGGCCGCAAGCUCCCGAUUUUGCGCCCCAGUGGGAAGACCAUCGAGGCGCGGGCGGCGGAGGACACAUGGGGGCCAAGAUUUUGGGACCCGAUUCGGCGGGUCGUGGAGGAGGUUGAGACUGAUGAAGACGGUGAAGCAGGUGAAGAAACGCAUGGAAGAGGAAGAGGCCGCGAGGAGGGCAGCACGGCGAAGGUCAAGGUCACAGCGUAUCGCCAUACCCUUGUCCCAACUCGAACCGACCUCCUCCCGCAGGCAGAGGGCCCCCUCGGCUGCCGACCUGACGGCUCUAGAUCCACACGGUCGCGGUGGAGGGUACCCUCCCAUGGGUUAUUUCCCACCUCCGUCGGCCCCGAGAACACGGUCAUCCACCAACGCAUCACAACGCCCCCGAGUCGAGCUACCGAUGGCCGGGGGUCGUCGCCCUUUGCUUACACGUAUGCGCAACAACAGUCGGCGUCGUCGUCGAGACCCUUCCAGUACCAGGUCUCGGGCCCGCGCGCGCCGCGCGUUUCUGGCGCUGCGGCCGCGUCUGGUACUCGAAGGCACGUGUCGGGCCCGGCAGAGCUCGCUCACGGCGGAUCUCGCCGGGUUGUCGCACCUCCUGCUGCAGCUAGGAGGCCGGCGACCCCGGCAGCUGAUACGAGCGAAGAUUCUAGCGACGACUCGAGCAGCGACGAUGACGAUGAUGACGAUGCCCCAGCUAUUGCGACACCACCGCCGGCCAGGAGAACUCGUGGCGGCGUGAUCGUCGUCGAGGAAGACAAGUCCAAGAAGCCUCCGUCACCGCAAAAGAAACCAUCCAGUGGGUCUAAUGCUAGCGGGGAGGAGCGAGACAAAGAAGGAGAAGGAAGUGAGUGA